Ectocarpus siliculosus is the source of this 1509-nucleotide messenger RNA. NCBI's taxonomy places the organism in Eukaryota, Phaeophyceae, Ectocarpales, Ectocarpaceae. The record is from the annotation of a GenBank genome assembly.
AUGAGGGCUUUGUACCGUGCCUGUACGGCGGUGCUCUCAGUGCUGCUGGUGGUUUGCUGCGUGGAGGCCUUCAUUUUCAGUUCUUCACCCAGAUAUGCUCGCUCUCCUCAACAUGGACGGCAUCGAACCUGCGCGUUACGGCUCAGUGCUAACGAAAAGUUUCCCUUGAAGAACGACCUUUUAGUGCGCGCGGCCAAGGGAGAAAAGGUGGAGCGUACUCCGGUGUGGUUGUUCCGACAAGCUGGAAGGCAUCUACCCGAAUAUAGCGCCUACAAGAACGAGAAGGGAAAGAACUUCCUGGAGUUGCUGCAGGACCCAGAUGACGUUGCGGAGGUGACUAUGCAGCCUAUUCGGAGAUACAACCUGGAUGCCGCCAUCUUGUUUUCCGACAUCCUCGUGGUGCCACAGGCAUUGGGAAUCGAUGUGGAAAUGCCGGGUGGCGUAGGAAUCCUGGUGCCUCAUCCUCUCAAAGACCCCGCUGAUUUUGAGGCCCGCAUCCCGAAGGAGGUGGACGUGAAGGAUAAGCUGUCCCACGUGAUUCAGGCGGUCACGCGCAUCAAGGAGGAGCUGAAAGGAAAGGUGCCAUUGAUCGGCUUCAGCGCAGCACCGUGGACGCUCAUGUUCUACAUGGUGGGCGGCAGCAGCAAGAAGAACACCGACUCGGGGGAGAGGUGGCUCCAAGAUCAUCCUGAGGCUUCAGCAAAGAUGAUGGACUUGCUCACUGGUGUAGUCAUCGACUAUAUGGCAGCGCAGGUGGAGGCUGGGGCUGACAUUCUGCAGGUGUUCGAAGCCAUGGGUGGGUUCAUUAGCGAGGACCACUUCUAUGACCGAGCCAUGCCGUACCUGACCAGGAUUGCAUCUGAGCUGAAGGAGCGGUGCCCGGGAGUGCCGUUGAUGGUUUUCGCGAGAGGUGCCACGUACGCUAACGUCGCUUUGCAGGCAGCCGGGUACGACGUGGUGACCAUGGACACUGAGACGGGGCGAAAAGCUACCCGUGAUGCCCUGGAAGAGGCAGCGAGAGAGACCGGGAGGGAACCAGCGGUGGUACAGGGCAACUUCGACCCGCGGCUGCUGACUGAUGAAAGCUCAAUGAGCGAAAUCAACGUCCGCGAGGCGACGGAAACAAUGAUGAGAGAGCUGGGCCCCCAGAAGCUCAUCGCGAACCUGGGUGAGGGUCUAAUGGGAAAGGAGGACCCCAAGAGCGUGGCCGCCUUUGUAGACGCCAUUCACGAUUACUCGGAACAACUGAUUCGGACAGGAGCCGCGGCGGAGACAGCCGCAGCGCACUAGUCCCUUGGGAUCCAUAGUGUCUAAAUAGCUUUUGGCUGUGUUAGGGUUGAAGAUCCGUAGUCUUUGGUCUCUGGAGCUAUUAUAGUGCUGUUGCUGACGUCCACUAAUCGUAGGUAGGAGUCCAUUUGUUGCAUUUGAGCGGCCGAGUAAGUUCUUGUCCACCUGCUCGCCGGAUUUCAAAACUGGCGACACUGGUGCAAUCACGCAACAUUUUUUUUU